AAAGAGAUGAAGUAGUCAUUCAACAGUCAUGUUAACCACUAUUAUUGCACACAGAGUGAAUCCAGCAACUUAUUAUGUGGCUUGUUAAGCAAAUGUUUACUCUUGAACUUAUUUAGGCUUGCCAUAACAAACGGGUUGAACACUUAUUAACUCGAGACAUUUCAGCUUUUAAUUUUUAAUGAAUUUGUAAUAAAUUCUAAAAACAUCAUUCCACUUUGACAUUAUGGGGUAUUGUGUGUAGGCCAGUGACACAAAAUCUCGAUUCAAUCCAUUUGAAAUUCAAGCAGUAACACAGCAAAAUGUGGAAAAAAUCAAGGGGUGUGAAUACGUUCUGAAUGCACUAUGUAUUUGCAGACACGUGAAUUGUCUGCAAGAGUGCAGGGUGUGGUGUGGUGUGCAAGAUUUAUAUGCUCCAAUAAAUACAUGUGUACAUGCCUGUUUAAUUUCUUUUACUCUUUAUAACCAACAUUUUCUUCAAAUCUGAUCAGAGAUACGCAUAACUAUGCGCAACUAUGUAAAAAACGAAACAGUUUAAUGUUAAUUCCAAAAACGGUUUGAUAGGAAGUUCAUUAGCCAUUUCAAAGGUUUGUUUGAGUUAAGUGUAAAGACCAAGAUGUCUUCAUCGAACAGCAUGCUUGGCCACCAACGGCAAUAAAUCAAAUACAUUUAAUGAGUCUUGGAAGGGGGCACGCCUUAAAAAAGAAGAAGAAAUGGUUUCAUUUUGAAAAGGGAAACUAAAGGCUGGACUGAACAGUGAGCUGAAAACCUGAGCAAGUGAUGGAGAACAAACAUAUUUUUUUCUCCCAACAUCUUAUUGAAUAAUUGGAGAACCAGACAUAGCGACGUGAGUGAACAUUGAUACAAUGCAGCCUAUUAUUAAUACACCAUCCAAGCCAUGACCGAUUCUGGACCGUCAAGAAAAAUGUCACGGGCAAAGUUGGUGAUACUUGGACGAGACAACUGUGGAAAGACAGCCCUGUGUGUUAGAUUCAUCACCAAGCGGUUCAUAGGAGAAUAUGACCAUAAAAAGGAAGUAACUUACAGAUGUCGGAAAACUGUCGACAAGGAGACCAUCGAUUUGGAGAUAUUGGACACAGCCAACAAGGAGUGUGUGGGUUCUGCAGCACCUUCUCUGGAGAGUUCCAUUAAAUGGGGCGAUGGUUUCCUUAUUAUGUAUUCCAUCACAGACCGGAGCAGUUUUGAGUCUGUCUCACACUUAAAGAGGCUUAUUGAUCAUGUCAAGCAGACCCUAGGCAUACCUACUGUAAUAGUUGCGAAUAAAUGUGACAUGGAGAAUGGAAGGGUGGUGCGGACAGAAGAAGGAAAGGCCCUUGCCAGUGAUCUGAGGUGCAGCUUCUUUGAGUUGUCUGUGGCGGAGUGUUCUGUGGCUGUGGAGUUAGCGGUUGAGAAGUUGGUACGAGAGGUGCGCCUGGAGUACCAGCGCCACCUACUGGCCAUGGACAAACGCUCACGCAUGCUCCAGAUGAGGCACGCACUGAGCCGCAAGCUUACCCGCAGCAAGACCAUGCAGUGGUAACCAAGGCAGUUCAGUCUGGCCGCCUGAAGAUCUACUUAGCCAACGCUGUUAUCUUCAUCUGCGUUAUGCUUUAAGUUGACAGCGAGAGGUCAGUGGCUAGUUUCCUUAUAAAAAAAGCACACAGAAGUUGGAGAAGAACACAAUGGACAGCAUUACACAGACAUUUGAUAUAUAUGUACACAUUGUGUGUCUAUGGCUACAUAUUUGGGUUAAUGCACAAUUGCAUAAGGUUUCACACAGCUUUGAUAUGACACUUGACAACAUCAAUGGGAGUUUGAAAGAAAGCAGCUGAACAUGGAUUGGAAGUUGCACUUUGACCAGGAGGUAUUAUCUCUUACCACCUGUUUGACAUUGAAUUAUGGGUAACACCAUUAUUACAAAAACAUUAGACAUCCUUGAGUGUAAACUAAAAUGUUAUUUUGUUAGACAUUUUGGUGUCUAUAGUGUUCAUAAGGAGAACUGUCACACACUAAAUCUUGAUGGCUGUUUAUAAAAUCGGGAUAUAUUUUUUCAGAGAGAAGAGAAGUCCCAAUUACAACUUUGUAAUUUUAUUUAAAAAUGGUCAAAUAAAUAAAUACAAAUUGAUCGAAUGCUCCAAAAAUCUUGACUUACUCUGACACUGCAAUGGAAUUUGCCAAACACUGCAUACAAAUAGCUACAUAAAAUAACUAAAGUACAGGAAAGAGAUAAAGGAAAUCAGUGGAUCACAGGCAACAAAAAGGAUUGGUAACAAAACCGUAGUCAAAAAUAAAGAAAUACUUCUUUAAAAAAACGGUGAAAAAAUACAACUGACAAAUAUUACAAGAGAGUAUGCAGUUUGUGUAAUAAACCAUUUACACUAUAUUCUCGCACAUUAGUGCCUUUGACUUGCUUGAUUUGCUACAAUGCAUCUUAACAAAGAGGAAGAAUACUUUACGUUGAGAAAAAAAGCCUUCUAAAUUAAUAAAAUGAUAUGAGUGCAUGAAGUUAGAGGUGAGACAGUGGUUACAAGGAAGGGGGGUCUCCAUAUUGAUGGCAAUGAAAUGCAACUAGAAUACUUGAAGGCCACCGAUGUGACAUGAUAUAGCAUGAGAACAACUGUUUUCAGAACUAAUCAAGAUAUGCAGUGAAUCCAAAGUAAUACACUGGUAUGGAUGAAGAAUCUACUCAAUAUUGUUUUCCUAAUUGGUUGCUCUCGUUUGUGAAUAUUAUUUAGCUGGUGUACAUCAUAAAUGGGAAAUAAAAAAAGGCUUUAAAAUCAUUCUUUGGAUAUUAAUGUUGUUUCCAUUUUUUUUUUUUUUUUUUUACCACAACAUGACAUUUACUUUCUUUCACAGCACAAAGCACUACACAAUAUUUGAGUUGGCCAUACCACAUCCUCCCCGAUUUUCCUUCCUAAAUCAGAAAAGAAAAACAAUUACGCCCAUAAUAUUCAGCACUUUGCCUUCAAAGUUAUGAUCCAAUAAAAGUCACUAAUUGAUAGGAAUAUUUCAUUUCCUACACGAGUAAUUGGGGUACGUAUACAGUACAUGAAACAUUUAAUUGUACAGCUGUAGUUUUCAAUAGGCUGCUGUAAAACUUUACAUUAAGGUACCCUAUGCCCUUCCUCACUGGUCUAUAAAGUGUUACUUAUUAGUUAUAAUGGGUUAUGAACUCAAAUCUGUAAACUACUAAAUAACAGUCUAUAAACUACUUAUACAUAUUUUAUGAAAGGCACCUUAAAGUAAAGUGUUACCACGGUUGGAAAGGGCGAAAUCCAGUUCUAAAUAUAUGAAAAGUAAGAAUGGUUUUUAUAAGUAUAAUCAUGUCCAUACAAUCUAUUUGCAUAUGUAGGCAUAGAUUUGUUGAGGUUUUGACAGCUGUAGUUUUGAUGUUGGGCUCGCCAUGCUGAGCACAGAGAGGGGAGUGUAUUUGCUGAGAUCCUUAUUGUUUCUAUUGCGUUAUUGAGGCACUGAGAGCCACAUGGUCUAAGCUUCUGCACCAAAGUACACCAAAAAGGAUUAUAAAGGAACGAUGAAGAAUCCAAUUUAAAUGAUUUAACAAUAUUCAGGAAAAAUUCAAAAGCUUGGAAAUCAGGCCCUAAUUACACACAUUAAUGGUGUGUGUCAUCAUUGCUGUCACUUUUAUCAUUUGCAUCUUGCCCUGUGAAGAUGGCAAAUGUACAGCCAGGAGAGAGCUAAAGGAUGUAACACUGUUGAGUGUUCAACCAAAGGUGCAUUAUAAUAUUUGCUAAUUGCUUGUAUUUGAGGGACUUGGUAGAGGGAAAACUCAAAUAGUAGUUCAAAUCACAAAUCCUUAUUUUUCAUACACUGGCAAGUCAAGUCAAAACUAAAUCAGAACCCUCUUACAUGAUGACUAAGAGCAACUGACCCCUUGUGAAAACAAUAGAUUCCAAUUUGAACCUAUCUUUUCAGUUUGGUGCAAAGAGAAGUAGAUUUCCUGAAGUGGUUCAUCACAAAUAGACAAUAUUUCCAUAAUUCAGAGACACUCAAACAAGACCAACAAUACACCGAACACAUUUUCUUCACAAGGAGAAAGAAUUUCUUAAGGCAAUUGCUAUAAGAUGACAAGUACUGUAGGCCAAAAGGAAGAGUGGCCUCAACACAAGACAUUGGACUGGGCCAUCACUUAUUCUUUUAACUAACGCUUUCCUUUUGAUCUGGCUAUAGAUUCAAACCGCUUCGCAUCUUCUCUUGUGCUUUCCAGUUAAUUGCAUUAUUAUGCAGAUUUAUUUAUUAUUUUGAAACCAUUUUUUUUCAAACUUAACCCGUCUAAAACAUGGUUGGUCAUUUCAUGUCAAGAGAAAAUAUAAAAAACCUUCAAACUCUCUAGAAAAAGGCACCCCAGGGGAACCCAUACCGUAUGGUGUAGUACAGCAAGUAGGCUGUGAUGAAGGGAUAUGUUUACUGGCAGCCUAUUCCUCCAUUUCCAUUUAAUGUCCCUACUUUCUCAAGUGUUUCAAAACGAAUAUAUCGACACGUCAUUGCAACUCUAAGGACUUAAACAUGUAAAAUGGCAGAUUAUAAACAAAAGCUACACGUACUGUACAAAAGUGUCAAAUGAAAAGUGACUUGUCAGUGUUGUGGUGUAAAAUAUAGAUAAUGAAAAUGUUCAUAUUUACUUUAGACGUGUUUAUGGCAGGAUGAGGGUAUGUGGUUCGGUUCCAGUUUCUUUUGCCAAAAAGUUUGUGCUUUUCCUACAAGGUUCCUGACAGUUUUUCCAAACAACAUUCGGAACAAUGUCAUGGCCACACUCUCUUUUGUAUGCAUGGAACGGCCAUGCAAAAUGUGUGCCUAUGUAUGGGGACUCCUAAUUGAAACCUUAAAAAACAUUAUGUAAGAAAAUAGGACUGUUUCCCUGCUGUAUUUGGAUACAAUAGCAUUUGGCAGUUAUGAAUUCAGCAUAUUGAAUGGUAAUUCAAUUGCAAGGAACAUCAAAAAAGAAAGAAAGCUAUUUACAUAGUAUUUUCCAGUUCUAAUAUAUUUGAUACGAAACCAAGGUAAUGCGAAACAGAAAAGCACUUUUGAAGAAGCAUAUCUCCAUGUUUGAAAACUAGGAAGACCUGAAUAUAAACAGAUUCCCCCAGAAUAAAUUGUUAGUUUCCUUCAGCAACAGAUCCCAGGGGCAUAACAAACGGACACAAA
Messenger RNA from Oncorhynchus mykiss (rainbow trout), 5160 nucleotides. RefSeq names its product RERG_RasL11_like domain-containing protein. The record is from RefSeq and is a predicted model, not a curated record. Lineage: Eukaryota; Metazoa; Chordata; Actinopteri; Salmoniformes; Salmonidae. Gene Ontology annotation, molecular function: GTPase activity; GTP binding.